Molecule: messenger RNA, 558 nt
Organism: Sphenostylis stenocarpa
Lineage: Eukaryota; Viridiplantae; Streptophyta; Magnoliopsida; Fabales; Fabaceae
Source: the annotation of a GenBank genome assembly
AUGUCAAGUACAAGUUUCCUUGAUUUCCAAUACAACCUCUCAAGGAGAAAAUACUUGAGGAAGCCAUCACGUCUGUUCUCCCGUGACAGGCAGAACUCUGGGCUGAAGAGUGUAUUUCUUCAGCCUAACUCUGAUGAGAUGAAGCAUGUGUUUGACAAAUUUGAUUCAAAUAAAGAUGGGAAAAUUUCUCAACAGGAGUACAAAGCCACCAUGAAGGCUCUAGGCAUGGGGGACUCGGUUCAUGAAGUGCCAAAUAUUUUCAAGGUGGUUGAUUUGGAUGGAGAUGGAUUCAUCAACUUCAAAGAAUUUAUGGAGGCUCAGAACAAGGGUGGUGGGGUUAGGACUAUGGAUAUACAGAGUGCCUUUCGGACGUUUGAUAGGAAUGGUGAUGGGAAAAUAAGUGCAGAAGAAAUUAAAGAAAUGCUUGGAAGGCUGGGAGAUAGGUGCAGCAUCGACGACUGCCGGCGAAUGGUGAGAGCUGUGGACACUGACGGAGAUGGCAUGGUUGACAUGGACGAGUUCACUACCAUGAUGACGCAUUCCCUCAGACACGUUUGA